GAGACCGGUGUGGACUGUGAAGCGAGGGGCGGGUGAUCACUUAUACCUAGCGGCUGUGUGGCAGACGGUACAGGUUGUGGCCGGACAUAGGAAUCUCCAAUAUCAUGGCACCCGGAAAGAAAAGAACCACCCGUGCACAGAAAAACCGUACUGUGAAAAAUGAAAAGCUCGCCUCUUUCAUCAAGGACUUUGACAGUCAAGUCAAGACAAUAGUAGAAGAAUUAAAAGCCAAUGUUGUGAGCAGCCUGAAAGAUGUUGAUAGCUUGUAUAAUAUUGAACUUAUCAAGCUACCAGUGGCUAUCCGAGAAAUGUGCUGGAUUGAUUUUUUUGCAAAAGGAGGCAGCCUAAAAGCUUUAGAGGAAGCUGCAAAGGUGAAUGUGGACAUGGAGCAAAUAACAUCAAGUGUUACGCAAACACCCUUUAAACCUGCCAGGAAAGCUUGUGUACCUGCUCAAUUGGACUUACUUUUGCACAAUCUUGGAUCUUUUGUAUUGAUAGAGGAGAUGCACAACAGGGCUGUUAAGAGACCUUCCAGCUCAGUGAGUCAGUCUGCUAGUAUUAAGAAAGCCAAGAAAACAAAAGUCGACUCCAUUGAAGCAGUGGAAAACUUUCCAGUAAAGAGUGUUCUCAGGACAAGAACAAAUGCAAAAGUUUCCACCAAGAGACUUGGCACUGCAAGGAAAGCAAGAGUUUCUGCUGCAAAUACAACUGCUAAAGGUAAAAGAAGCCGUACAACUCCUGCUGGCAGCAGAUUGGCAGACGCUUCAGUAGUUGGCUACACCCCAAUGGUCACACCCAAAAUUGAUACCAGGUUGUUUAAAACACCAGCACUUAGAACACCAGGAAUACAGGAACCAGUUUAUACUUUUUCAGCGAAUGGAAGCCCCCUUGCCGGCAUGAAUGAUUUGUUCAUUAAUUUACCUGCAAAGAAUGGGAAGAACAUUCGUCUGACGGCUGAUGACAUUGAUGUGAACUUAAGUAGUCUGGACCAGAGGGCACUGGAAAACAUUAAGCUUUUAUCAAGUCGCCUGGAAAAAAUAUGCAAAAAAAUCUAGUCGCCUUAUAUAUUUUUGUUUUAUGAUUGGUACUGUUUUGUGUACCUUUAUUUUGUAAAUACUUGUAUUCCCUGUUUAUUAUUUUGUGACUACCAGACUGCCAAGUAGAGGUGUAACAAAUAAAGAGGUCUGUAACAAA
This is a messenger RNA of Pseudophryne corroboree (corroboree frog), 1194 nucleotides long. RefSeq names its product cell division cycle associated 8 (gene CDCA8). Gene Ontology annotation, biological process: mitotic sister chromatid segregation. The transcript has 12 exons. The record is from RefSeq and is a predicted model, not a curated record. Gene Ontology annotation, cellular component: spindle midzone; chromosome, centromeric region; chromosome passenger complex. Lineage: Eukaryota; Metazoa; Chordata; Amphibia; Anura; Myobatrachidae. Bases 105 to 1055 code for a protein of 316 amino acids.